GCAGCCGUGCGAGGUUCAAGCAACAAAACAACAGCCAACCCAAAGCCACCCACAGCCACAGCCACAGCAAAUAGCAACACAGCAACACAGAAACCGAAACCGAAAGUAGCAAAGCAGAGACGAAAGAGCAAAAAUGGGCAGCUGUUGCUCCAAGGAUUUGGAUGAUAAGCGCUCCUGGAGCCCCGAGGAGACCAAAAAUGGCAGCACCACAUCGACAAUUAUAGCACAGCCCAUGGAUGAUGUGGGAAGCACGGGUGUUUUUACCUUGACACGCACCACAGCGAACACAACCACAACAACAACAACGAAAGCAGGCACAACGACGACAACAACAACAGAAACAGCAACAACAGCUGAUUCUCCUGCCCAGGAUUAGCUGAGUAGCUAGCAAAAUAUUUUUGUAAUUACUACCUUUUUUUUGGUUUUGUUAAAUUUAUAUAUAUAUAUGUGUGUAUAUAAGUGUGCAUAAGUAUAUAUUAUAAUCUAUAUAUAUAUAUAAAUUUUAUUUAA
Messenger RNA from Drosophila albomicans, 510 nucleotides. RefSeq names its product salivary glue protein Sgs-3. The transcript has 2 exons. The coding region runs from base 134 to 376 and encodes 80 amino acids. The record is from RefSeq and is a predicted model, not a curated record. NCBI's taxonomy places the organism in Eukaryota, Metazoa, Arthropoda, Insecta, Diptera, Drosophilidae.